This is a messenger RNA of Paramisgurnus dabryanus, 2763 nucleotides long. RefSeq names its product gametogenetin binding protein 2 (gene ggnbp2). Lineage: Eukaryota; Metazoa; Chordata; Actinopteri; Cypriniformes; Cobitidae. The record is from RefSeq and is a predicted model, not a curated record. Gene Ontology annotation, cellular component: nucleus; cytoplasm.
CAUGGCAGUUCCCGGAACUACUUUUCUGACGUAUUAGGGGGCCAAAGGUCAUAGAACAUUCGCCUGCCACAUACGCCUCUGUCGCACUUGUUUGUUUUUGUUAAAAAAAAGCAUCAACUUUCGCAAACAGGUAGAUCUUGAGAAAGACAUGGCACGUUUGGUGGCUGUCUGCAGGGAUGGAGAUGAGGACUACCUUUUCCUUGCACGCCAGAUUCCCCUGUACAUCGAUGAUGCGCUCACGAUGGUGAUGGAAUUCCCUGACAGUGUCCUGGAGUUUGACAGCCAUCAGAUCAACAGCUCACAAAUGAAGCAGUUUGUUGAGCAUCACAGUCUGCUGAAACAGCAGGAUUUGAACAUGGCAUUGAUGGUGAUGUCUCGAGAGGUGUUCAGCGCUCUGUCUCAGUCUGUGCCGUGUGUGGGCUGCCGACGAAGCGUGGAGCGUCUCUUCUCUCAGCUCACGGACUCUGGACAUUUUGCUCUUGAGCCGCUCACCCUGGGAUCUUCUGGAGUGCUCUCGGUGACACGAGCGUGCAUCACAGACCCCAGGAAACUCUAUGCACUCUUUUAUGUUCAUGGGUCAAAGUUAAAUACGGUAAUCGAUGCUAUUCCCAAGAGUAAAAAGAACAAACGCUGUCAGCUGCACUCUUUAGACACGCACAAGCCCAAACCUUUAGGCGGCAGCUGGAUGGACGUGUGGGAGCUGAUGUCACAGGACUGUCGUGAUGAGGUGGUUUUGAUUGAUAGCGCUUCUCUGCUGGAGACUCUGGAGACCUACCUGCGCAAACACAGGUUCUGUACCGACUGUAAGAACAAGGUGCUGAGGGCAUACAACAUCCUGGUGGGGGAUUUGGACUGCAGUAAAGAGAAAGGCUACUGCGCCGCCCUGUACGAGGGUUUACGCUGCUGCCCUCACGAGCGUCACAUCCACGUCUGCUGUGAAACCGACUUCAUCGCUCACUUACUGGGCCGAGCAGAACCUGAGUUCGCAGGGGGUUACGAGCGAAGGGAGAGACACGCAAAGACAAUGGACAUCGCUCAGGAGGAGGUGCUGACGUGUCUGGGCAUUCACCUGUACGAGCGUCUCCACAGGAUCUGGCAGAAGCUGCGGGCAGAGGAGCAAACGUGGCAGAUGCUCUUUUAUCUGGGCAUUGAUGCACUUCGAAAAAGCUUUGAGAUGACAGUGGAGAGGGUUCAGGGUAUCAGCAGACUUGAACAGCUCUGUGAGGAGCUCUCGGAGGAGGAGAGAGCAAAAGAACUCAAGCAGGAGAAGAAGAGGCAAAAGCGCAAGAACAGACGUAAAAACAAGUGUGGAUUUGAUAUGAUCGAACAAGAAGCGGAGGAUGAGAAGGACAAAAGUCUUGAUGAGGGUUCAUCCGAGUCUGUGGAUGGAGGUUGUAAGUCAUAUGGCAGUGGAGAGGAGUCUGUGGGCAGUGUGGAGGUCAUCAUCUCUAGUGAACGCUCCUCCUGCACAUGCCCUGUAGCUUCUAUCCUGCAUUCCCCCAAAACAAAGAAAGCACUGUUGCCCCACAGUAACGGCAGUGACUGUGGCUACUGCUCCAGUUUGGAGGGCAGUGAGACGGGCUCUAGGGAGGGCUCGGAUGUGGCCUGCACUGACGGCAUGUGCAACCAUGAUGAAACGGGUACAGGUGAAUAUUCAUGUGUUCAGCAUUGCUCAGAGGAGAAAGAGGAGGACGCUGUGGACAGCUGUGUGGAGUGCUGGGCCAACUCAGAAGAACACACAAAGAGCAAAAAGAAGAAAAGAAAAACAAAGGGCUCGCUGUGCAGAAGUGAACAUGGAUCUAAAGUGAAGGAGAGCUGCACGUCAGACAGCAGGAGAGGUUCUGGAUCUGCUGGGGUCAAUGAGUCUUCAUCACAUUUGUGCUGUAGCAAAGACACAUCUUGCUCUGUGUUGUGCUGUCAAUCAUCAGUGAGUUUCAGCAGCGGAAGACAUUCGCACAAUCAGCCUCUCGUACCCGACACCUGUGCGCACGGCGAGAGCGGUGCCAAGAGCCUGAUAGAGUUACUGAAUGAAUCUGAAGUGACCUCAGAUGACGAGAACUGUCUGACACCGGAUGAGAUCCAGUCAUUCGUAGAAAACAACAAGUCAUUCUACCGUACACGAGACCAGUACAGACAGCACCUUAAAGACCGCUUCACCAAAUACUGCCGCUCAAGCGUGUGCACAGGCGAGUGGCCCUCCGCCACCAGCGUCAACUAGAGUCCAUACACACACACGCACACACUAACGCUUAUUUUAUAGUCCAUAAAAACACUCAUGAUCACCUCUGCAUUGUCAGGUGUUUUUCAAAGCAUGGAUUUGGGAGUUUGAAAUGGGUAAAAUAUUUGAGCGCCGUAUUUGGGUGUCAAAUUUGAUAUUCUACUUUAGGGAAAAGUUACAUGGUUUUCAUCUUUCACUCCAAACUCCUUUCUCAACCAAUCACUGCUCACUUUGUUUUCUUCUUGUGACAUGUUGUUUAGUAAGCAGGGUGUUAGGAACGCAGUUAUUAAAAUGAUCAGGCCUUGACUGUAGGGUUAGAUGUUGGUAGUCUUAAUGUACUGUUUGUAAAACAUUUCUUUGUCUUCUUUUUCUUCCCUAAAUCAUUUCCGUGACUGUGACAAUUUUAGUGUGGAAAAAAUUAUUGUACCAAUGCAGAUAUAAAAAAAGAUUUUACAGAAAGAUUAAACAUCCAUAAUAAAGAUGUUUGGAUGUAAUGAUGGGCGCAAUGUGCGAAAUUUACAUAAUAAAGAAUAUUUAUUAAUAUG